This is a messenger RNA of Pseudomyrmex gracilis, 1377 nucleotides long. Its product is annotated as ionotropic receptor 25a-like. The record is from RefSeq and is a predicted model, not a curated record. Lineage: Eukaryota; Metazoa; Arthropoda; Insecta; Hymenoptera; Formicidae. Gene Ontology annotation, molecular function: glutamate-gated receptor activity; transmitter-gated monoatomic ion channel activity involved in regulation of postsynaptic membrane potential. Bases 1 to 1377 code for a protein of 458 amino acids. The transcript is spliced from 4 exons. Gene Ontology annotation, biological process: modulation of chemical synaptic transmission; synaptic transmission, glutamatergic; monoatomic ion transport. Gene Ontology annotation, cellular component: postsynaptic membrane; plasma membrane.
AUGAAUGUUACCACGAGGCCGAGGUAUCACGUAGUAACGAUCGUUUAUCCGCCAUUCGUCAUGUACAACAGCAGCAGCCGUAUUUUUUACGGCUACUGCAUCGAUCUUCUGAACGCGAUGGCACGAAUCUCGGAAUUUGAUUAUAGCAUAAGAGAAUCUAGCGGCGAUAAGGACGCCGGCCAUGUGACCGAGGCAAACAAAUGGACCGGUAUGAUGAGAGACUUGACGAACUAUACGGCGGACUUCGCCGUAGCUCCGUUGUGGAUGACGUAUUCUCGGCGACAGGCAAUAGACUACACUAUUCCGUUCUACAAGAACAACGGCAUCGCGAUCAUGAUGCAAAAGCCCAAAGAUACCAUCGCGUUUUGGUUUUUUCUCACGAUUCUCGAUUACGAGGUCUGGCUGAACUUCGCGGUUGCGUUUCUCGUCACAUCGAUCCUGAUGUACGUAUUCGGGCGUUAUUCGCCCCUCAGACGCAAAAACGCGGCCGAGAACCACAAGCCGGAUUCGCGUUUUACGAGUCUGAGAGAUUGUUUUUGGUUCUGUCUGACAUCGAUCACUCCGCACAACUGCGGUCCGUUACCCGAGAAUCCGUCCGGUAAAUUAGUGGCCGCCGUCUGGUGGUUGUUUGUGUUUGUCAUUGCGGCAGUGUACAAUGCGAAUCUUGGCGCAAAUCUGACGCUGUAUCAGUUGGAACGGCGUAUCGAGACGAUCGACGAUCUCAGGAGACAGUAUCAGGUCGAAUACUCGACCGUCGUCAACUCGCCCACCUACAAAUACUUCGAGAGUUUGAAGACCAACGAAGAAUUUUUGUCCGAUCUGUGGAAGCAAAUGAGUCUGAACAAAAGCUUAUCGGAGUACGAAAAGACGAAGCUAGCUGUCUGGGAGUAUCCGGUCGAGGAGAAGUACACGAAGAUUUACAACGCGAUGAAGAAUACAGGCUUUUUCGCCGAUCUGCAGGAGGCCGUAAACAGCGUGCGAGAAAUAAAUCGCACUCGGCAAUUCGCUUAUGUGGGCGAAGCGAUGCGGAUUCGAUAUCUCGUAAUGACGAAUUGCGAUUUGAGGCAAGUGGGCGAGGAAUUCGGCAAGAUGCCCUUUGCGUUCGCCGUUAAAAAAGGAUCGCCGUUAAAGAGCAUGCUCGACGAUGCAAUUACGCGAGCUACGAUUCGAGGAAUGUCGUCGAAAUUGGAAGAGAGGUGGUGGGACAAAAAUCCAGCCAGAGCUCGGUGUGAUACUAACAACAAAAUUGAAUGGGGAUUUACGCUUGAUGAUAUGGCGGCGAUAUAUCUACUCAUUUUCAUUGGAAUAUUUUCCGCGUGCGUUGUAUUAGCUCUGCAAUAUUUCUGGCAUAUUGGGGUUUGGUGUUUUAACCGCUAA